AUGGUUACUACUUGUACACAAAGAGCUGGCGGCAGAAGCUGGGAAGAAAAGUGCUACUUUCACACCUUGCCAGACUGCAACCAUGCUUGAGGAAUCUCAGCCAAGACCCCAAACAGGGUUAGACCCGUCCAUGAACCGUCAUCGACCUGCAUCAGAAAAAACACAGGACAUUUCACAUUUAUUGGCAAGCAUCUUCAAGGAUCUCUACACAACAGAGAUUAUUGGGAAAGACACAGUUGCCAUUCUCACCAAGACAAGAAGGGGAGGCAACAACUACCAUGACAAAUAUGUGGAGGAUCUUCAACAGGUCCAUUCAGAGUACAGCCGUCGGAUGCGUGAUGCUGACAUGUUGGAGAACCACAUCAUUCAGGCUCGGGUCCAGGCCACGGCCACAGAGAGCAGGGCCCUCACCAAGGUGGUGGAGGAGGUGGGAGAGGCCUACCAACAGCUGGGUCUGCCUCCAGUCAGGUGGACCUUCAUGUGGUGUGUUGACAACGGCCUUCUGAAGAGUAACAACUUGAUCUGUCCAGAAGACUACAUCACAGGACUGAACCCGCUCAUCAAAGCCCCCAGAGCCAUGUCCCCCCCAGGCUUUGCCAAGCCGACGGUGUCCUACAACAGACACAUAUGCUACCUUCCCCAGGACGAUGGCUACACAGUGAUCCCUCCCCCAGAGCGGACAGCCCAGAGCUUGCUGGAGGAGUCAGAAACGUCCCUCACCCUUGCCUGUAGCUCAGACACCUGCACCACCCGAAGCCUACCUAGCCAGAAGGUGUGCCGAGUGAGGAAGCCUAAGUGGAUGUAUGAGCUGAGUGCUAAGAGCAGAGCAGAGGAGAGGGCUGGCCUUCAGAAACUACAGCAGAGACACAAGUUCCUGCGGAACCCCAGAUUCCUUCCCCCCAACGCACACCAGGGGGGCAAGUCGCUCAUCCUGCUUUGGGAAAAGGGAGACAGGGGAAGGAAGAGGCAAAAGCAGGAGAGAUCCCCAGCUGAGCCCAUCCCUGUGUUCCUGGCCAAUCCACCUGUUGUCUUCUUCACUGACUAUAGAGUGGGACAGGUAUUUGAGACUACAGUGGAGCUGAGGAACAUGACUGCUACCAGCCGACAUGUCCGGGUCCUCCCCCCCACCACCCCUCACUUCUCCCUGGGUCUCGGAAGGUUUCCAGGCGAGGGGGGUAUCGUAGCCCCUGGGAUGUCCUGCCAGUACACGGUACUGUUUGCUCCAGACUCCCUGGCUGACUACCAAGACUUCCUGGUUGUAGAGACUCAGGCCCAAUACCCACUGCUGGUUCCCAUCGAGGCCCGCAGACCGCCACCUAUACUGACACUGCCCAGUGUUCUGGACUGUGGCUACUGUCUGGUAGGAGGGGUGAGAUUCAGAGAGUUCCUGUGUUGUAAUGAGGGUCUCAGUGCUGGAACCUUCUGCAUCCUCCCCCGGAGACAGUGGCCCGCCUCCAACAUCAGGUCUGUAGUAACUACCAGCUUUGCUGAGGAGCCCCCGUUUGCAGUCAGCCCCUCCCUGUUUGAACUGCAACCUGGGCAGACCACAGUGGUGGAGGUGGUGUUCUUCCCAAUGCUGGCAGAGAGUUGCUCCCAGGUCUUCACCAUAGUAUGUGACAACUGCCAGGUCAAAGACAUCACUGUACAAGGUCAGGGCCAGCUGAUAGGUCUAGAGCUGGUGUGUGUGUCUGGGGAAGAAGAGGUCCCUGCUCUCGGAGAACUCUGUGACGUCACAGCUGAACACUAUGUCCGCUUCCCCACUGCCAACCCUUACUCCGUCCAACAGAAGACACUCACCAUCAGGAACAACACUCACUUGGAGCUGGCGUUCCAUUGGCAGAUCAUGCAGCCCAACUUGCAGACCCUCCUCCCUGGGGAGAUCCCUGACCCCGCCCACAUCCAGUACCACUUGGCCAAUGACGACGUGUUCUACGUCAGCCCCGCCUCCGGCCUGCUAACCCCCCUACAGGACCAUGAGUUCCUCCUUACAUACCAGCCCCAGCAGUUGAUGGACUACCACCGUGUGUGUCACCUGGUAGUGAGGGAUGUCCCAGAGCUGCCCAGAGAGGAUGAACCUCUGGACACCGCCCCCAAGGUGAACGAUGUGAUUGUCAUGGAGAUAGAGGUCAAAGGGUUGACACAGGCCUACCAGGUCCUGUUGGAGCCUUACUCUAUUCAUAUCCCUGGAGAGGUGUUCAUAGGCACCACCAUCCGCAGGAGCUUCAAGAUGUGGAACAACAGCAGAUCCAGAAUCGCCUUCCUUUGGGAGAGGAGUGGUGACUGUCACAUCAUGGAGGUGGAGCCCCCUGCUGGGGAAAUAGAGAUGAACGAGUGUUUUGACCUUGAGCUGGUUCUGACCGGAGGGCGACCAGGUGCGGUCAUAUCCAGACUGCUGUGUCAUGUUCAGCACCAUCACCAACCUGUUGCUCUGGUCAUACAGGUCACCUUCAAGGGUCCGCAGGUGUCUGUGAGUGUUCCCAGUCUUGACCUAGGUCUAAUGCAGCUAGGUGACCAGACCCAGGCCACCAUGGUCCUCACCAACACCACUCAUCUAGAGGCCUUCUGGAGCCUGGGGCCAGAGAAGGCAGAGAGGACAGACAGUCUGGAGUCUGGGAAGGCAGAGAGGACAGACAGUCUGGAGUCUGGGAAGGCAGAGAGGACAGACAGUCUGGAGUCUGGGAAGGCAGAGAUGACAGACAGUCUGGAGUCUGGGAAGGCAGAGAGGACAGACAGUCUGGAGUCUGGGAAGGCAGAGAGGACAGACAGUCUGGAGUCUGGGAAGGCAGAGAGGACAGACAGUCACCACACACAGAUCACAGUGCAGCCGUGUAAAGGAGUGCUGCCCUCUCUGGCCUCCUGCAGUGUAGACAUCCUCUUCAGACCCCUGUUCUGUCAACACUUUGACACCGUGCUUGAGCUGGCUGUGGAGAAUGGCCAAGGAUGUCACCUGUCGGUGCAGGCAGAUGUCCACUCUCCUCAAGUGUGUCUGUUAACCUGUGAUCUGGUAUUCUCUGAGCUCUAUGUCGGAGUUCCUGCCCGGGGUUCCAUCACCCUGAUCAACCAGACCCUGCUGCCUGCUCACUACACCUGGACCAUGCUCCAGGGCCAGCAGGCGUCUCUGUGCUCGGCUAGUUUCACUCCCUCCUCUGGAACUCUGGGACCCAACGCCAAGAAGGACGUCACUGUGGCCUUCACAGCUCACACUGAUAUGGAGUUAAGUGCAGUAGCAGCGUUGUGUGAGGUGACAGGGAUGAAAGAUCCUCUGGUUUUGCGAUUCUUCUCUACAGCCCAGAGACUCAACGUGUCCUACUCUCUACUUAGAGACUGUCCCGGAUUAGAUGAAGAGGACCCUGCUGUAUCGUUGGUUCUGGACUUUGGAGACAACGUCCUGUUGAAGCGACCAAUCACCAAGCAGCUGGUUAUAACCAAUCACACAGCAAUCCCAGCCCCCUUCACUCUGGAGGCGGAGUACUUCACUGGACACGCCCCCUCACCACCAGCCGGCCAAUCGCAGCAGAGGGGCCUGCAUGUGAGGAAGCCUUUACACUCUGUUCAAGCUAAGAAAGUAGAGGACAAGGCACAGGAAGGGUUUGUGAGUGGGCUGUUGGCCCAUGGGAAGGGUGCAGCGUUCUUCGUCCACCCAAAUUGUGGCAUUCUGGGAGCGUUUGAGACUCAAACCAUCGACAUCACAUCCUUCACCAACAUGUGGGGGGAAUACAGAGACCAGCUCAUCUGUAAGGUGGGGGACCUCCAGCCCAAGCUGAUCCCCAUUCAGAUGACAGUGAUGGGCUGUCCCCUUUACUUCCAGAUGAUUGGUCCACAGCCAGACAGACAGAACCAGGGACCAAUCAUACGGUUUGGUACUCACGUCUCUGGAGGAGACACAGUGUCCCGCUCUCUACGUCUGAACAACACAAGCCCCUACGAUAUCCGUAUGGACUGGGAGAGCUACAACGUGGACCAGGAGGACAGGAAGCUGCUGGAUGUGGUGGUUGCCUACGGAGACGCCUUUCCCCUGAAGGACGCAGAUGGCAACGAGGUGGUUGGGGGCGGGGCCAUGUCUAAUGAUACUCCGCCCACUUGGGACCGGAGCCACACACCCAGCACUGAGGGAACAAGCUCCUCCCUCAAGAGCAUGUCUGACCUUAAGGAGGAGGAGGAGGAGGAAGGAUCUGUCCACUCUGCGUCUCCUCAGAAGAGGCUCUUCUCUGUCUUCAUCAGGCCGCAUGAAGGCAACGCCUCCGACUACCCAUACUGCAUCACUCCACAGCAGAUAAAUGUCCCAGCAGGGGGCAGCAGCACCAUCCACGUCUCCUUCACUCCCCUGACCCUGUCAGAACUGACCUCUAAUGCUGCCUGUGUAUCCUUCGCUUUGGGCUUCAUGAGCCUUGAUUCCAAGGUGUCGUCCUGUAUCCCAGGUAAGGUUCAAAGGGCUCAUGGUCAGGAUCUGGAACCUCUCAGAUUGGACCUCCAGGCCUCCGUCAGACCUGCCGUCCUGUCAGUGCAGAUGGAGGAGGAAGAGGAGUGUCUGGAGUUCUGUGCUGUGGCUAGUGAUUUAAUACAGGUCGAGCCACACAAUGAGAUGGUCCAGAGGAAGUGUUCCAUCACACGGACGUUCCAGUUGAAGAACAGUACAGAGAUGCCUCUGAGUUUCAGGCUGAGCACCCAGCCUCCCUUUUCUGUACUGCAGCCUAGAGGGUGUGCCGGGACAGGCGGCUGCUCCUCCCCCAGCCACAGCCUCCCACCUGGGGAGAACCAGCUACUGCUGCUGCAGCCACGACACAACAAGCAGGUGAAGGUGGCGUUCCACAGCUCUCUAUCCAUGCUGGCCUAUCUGAGGCAGUCUGCAGAGGAAGUCCCGCCCAACGUGUCUCUGGUUACCAAUGAGAGUGGAGAGAGGAAGCUGAGGUUCCGGCAGACCCUGUCAGUGCAUUACAACAACAACAGUCUGCAGACCGUGCCACUCUGUGCCCACCUGUCCCUGCCCACUGUAAGUCUGUCCUGUGACAGUCUGGACUUUGGUACCUGCUACGUGGGUCAAACCCUGGUCAAGGAGGUCCAUCUUUCCAACCGAGGAGGCUCCUCUAGCUACUGGAGAGUAAUCAUAGACUCUGGUGAGGAGGAGGAAAGGUCAGAGUUCAGAGUGACUCCUGACUGUGGGGUCCUGAAGCCGUUGGAGUAUCCUGUCUCCUCUUGCACACAGCCCCUACAGAUCAGCUUCACAGCCAGCAAGGAGAGGGAGUUCCAAGCCACAGCCGUAGUAAAGGGGUUCCUGGGGGAGCCCCCCUUAUCGCUACACGUCCAGGGACGCGGCUCCUUCGACCAGAGAUUUGUGUCUCUACUUACCGAUAUUUAGCAGGAGUCUCAGGGGACAUGACCUUAACCUGAGAACACUGGCCACAGUUGUGUGCACUCUUUGCAUGUAUUUAUCACGCCUUGUACUUAGUGAAUAGCACAGGAGGUUGGUGGCAUCUUAAUUGGGGAGAACAGGCUUGUGGUAAUGACUGGAGCGUAAUUAAUAGGUGGAAUGGCAUUAAAUAAAUGGAACACAUGGUUUACAUGGUUUGAUGCCAUUCCAUUUGCUCCGUUCCAGCCAUUACUUGGAGCUGUCCUCCCCUCAGCAGCCUCCACUGGUGUGUAUGAUGUUACUGUGUACGUUGUUGGUUUAUGGAAAUGAACAAUUCAACUAUUCAUAAGUGUUUCUGUGUUUUUAUUGAGCAUGACGCUGAGCUUUCAAUGGACUGUUAGAACCCAACUCAUGACUCACUAUCAACUGUUCUGUCCAGAGGUCCAAGAUGAUUUAUUGUUGUAUAAUACUGGUAUUCUGAACAGAAAGACCUGCAUCUGAUACCACAUUCUGUCACAUUCAUCAACACAUUUAAAUACACUUUGGAAAAAGGAAUAAAGGUUGGAAGUCAAUCCAGGGAGGCAAAAAGGACAUUGUCGAAGUUUAAUUUAGUAAGACAAAAGCUGUGAAAAGAGAGUUGAAUAUAAAGAGAAGGGGAGGGACAGAAAAGUAAUGUUUGGAAAUAUAGCCUAUAUAUUUUUAUUUUAUUUUUUUU
Messenger RNA from Oncorhynchus tshawytscha (Chinook salmon), 6062 nucleotides. It is a transcript of the gene dlec1, whose product is annotated as DLEC1 cilia and flagella associated protein. Gene Ontology annotation, biological process: negative regulation of cell population proliferation. The coding region runs from base 83 to 5356 and encodes 1757 amino acids. The transcript has 38 exons. Lineage: Eukaryota; Metazoa; Chordata; Actinopteri; Salmoniformes; Salmonidae. The record is from RefSeq and is a predicted model, not a curated record.